GAAAUCAGCUGACAGUCUGAUGGGAACUCCUUUGUAGGUGACUGUCCCCUUAGCUCUUGCUGCUUCUAGGAUUCUCUCCUUCAUUUUAAUCUUGGCUAAUGUAAUUGUGAUGUGCCUUGGUGUGUUCCUUCUUGGGUCCAACUUCUUUGGGACUCUCUGAGCUUCCUGGAUUUCCUAGAAGUGUAUUUCAUUUGCCAGAUUGGGGAAAUUCUCCUUUAUUAUUUGUUCAAAUAAGUUUUCCACUGGUGGCUGUUCCUUUCCCCCUUCUGGUACCCCUAUAAUUCAGAUGUUGGAGCAUUUAAAGAUGUCCUGGAGGUUCCUAAGCCUCUCCUCAUUUUUUUGAUUUCUUGUUUCUUCAUAUUUUCCUGUUUGGUCAUUUUUUUCCUUCCUUCUGGUUCACUCCCUUGAUUUGAGUCCCAGUUUCCUUUGGUCCCGUCUCACUGCCCACUCCCUCGCUGGCCAUUCUGUGCAGGGAUGUGCCACCACAGUCAACCCGCCGCCCUGCGUCCUCGCCGGAUAUGCAGGUCGCUCACUGGAUCCACCCUUUGUAAUCCCACGCCUGGGAUCCUCGCGCCUGAGUCCGUCUGACCGAGUUUUCCUGUGCAACCCCGCUCUGCCAGCUGCUGGUUUUGCGCCUCUUACAGGCCAACACUCAGUCUACUGAACCACACCAGCCAGGUCAGAAAUAAAGAUCUUACAGCUCUUCCUGUUUCAGAAGUUUGGAAGAUGAGUAAAAGCCCAGUCAUUCUGGAUUUGGCAAGAGGCUGGAAAUUGACUCCUAAUUCUCUGACCUUGAGCUUCAUGGAGGAACUGAAAUAUUCUCUAUAUAAAGUAAUAUGAACUACAGAAAGUAAAGCCUUCUAGUUGGAGAGAGUAUAUUCAGAAGAGAUGAGAAAGCACAAGGAUUAUGAGUAAUAAAAGUUAAGAAACACAUUAAAGAGGUGGAGUAGUGCUAAAUUUCUGGCGGCUAAUGGACUUCAAGGAGCAGCGGAUUCAGCCCAAUGAGGCUCAAGCUGAGCCAUGGGUGGAGCCAGCAGAGGGGGCGGAACAGAGUUCCUGCGGGGUGCCCACUGUGUGCGGAGCCGGCUGCCCUCAGCGGAGCCAUGAGUUGGACCUGCCCACGUUGCCAGCAACCUGUUUUCUUUGCAGAGAAGGUGAGCUCCCUGGGUAAGAACUGGCACCGCUUCUGCCUGAAAUGUGAGCACUGCCACAGUGUCCUGUCCCCAGGAGGGCAUGCAGAGCACAACGGGAGGCCGUAUUGCCACAAGCCAUGCUAUGGGGUUCUCUUUGGACCCAGGGGGGUGAACAUUGGUGGUGUGGGCUCCUAUCUCUACAACUCCCCCACUCCCACCCCUGCCAACACCAUUCCUCUCAACCCCAGCAGCUUCAGUCCUCCAAGGCCCAGGACUGGCCUCCCCAAGGGCAAGAAAAGCACUUUGCACAUGAAGACAUUCACUGGGGAGACCUCACUGUGCCCUGGCUGUGAAGAACCUGUCUACUUCGCUGAGAAGGUGAUGUCUUUGGGCAGAAAUUGGCACCGACCCUGUCUGAGGUGCCAGCGCUGCCGGAAGACCCUGACUGCUGGGAGUCAUGCUGAGGUGAGCAAGGAGGGGAUGGGUUGUUAUGUUGGGAGGAGAGAGGCUGGAGAUAGAAAAAGAGCCACGCUGAGAGGGCUCUCUUUCUCUUUGUGUCCCAGCAUGAUGGCGUCCCCUACUGCCACAUCCCCUGCUACGGCUACCUGUUUGGCCCCAGAGGUGGGCAGUUCCACCCUAGAUGCUGGGCCCAAAGUAUGGCAUGUGGGUCUGUGGUUAUGUGUGGACAACUUCCCCUGUAGUCGGACAUAUCCCAGAUCCUUCCUAGUUCCCACUAGCCCUCAGCCCAGUCCCCUCUGUCCCAAGGCCCUUGGUAAUGGGGCUCUCUCCCUCAGGUGUGAACAUUGGUGAUGUGGGCUGCUACAUCUAUGAUCCGGUGGAGAUAAAAUCCAAAUAAGAUGCUCACAGGAGA
This is a messenger RNA of Artibeus jamaicensis (Jamaican fruit-eating bat), 2004 nucleotides long. RefSeq names its product cysteine rich protein 3 (gene CRIP3). Lineage: Eukaryota; Metazoa; Chordata; Mammalia; Chiroptera; Phyllostomidae. The transcript has 9 exons. The record is from RefSeq and is a predicted model, not a curated record. The coding region runs from base 1002 to 1943 and encodes 313 amino acids.